ACAGUGCGAGAACUGUAGUUCGCAACAACCAGGUCUCCUAUGGUUCGCCAUACCGUAGUACUCCUACCACUUCCUUUGAUCCGUUGGGUGCCAAAAGAAGACCAAACGCCGACAAGCCCCCAACCAAACCCCUCCGCCGGCCGACGAAUCCAUGGCUCCGGAACGCCGCUCCCCGCUCCACGCCUCCUCUUCUUCCUCCGACGACGAACAAGUGGUGGAGCAGCACCCCACCAAGAUCAAGAACCCUCCACCCCCGGCCCCAGCGCACCAAGAAAGCGACACCUCCGACGAGGAGGUCGAAUCGUCAGACGAGGUGCCCCCUUCGCAAGGAAAGGAGGGCUCCGACGGCGACGAUGAGGAGGAGGAAGACUCCGAGUCCGAGUCCGACGAGGCAUUGCCGGAGUCAGUGCGCCAUCCAAAAGUGAAUGUCCCACCGGCCAAAGUCGCCAAGUUGCCCCUGACGAAGCGGAAGGCGGCGGCGGCGGCUGAGCUCGCCGAGUCGUCGCCGUCGAAGAAGAAGGCGCCGCAGCCCAAGGUCGUCGAAUCGUCUCAGCCAAACAAGGCUACGGCGGUGGCCGAGCUCGCCAAGUCUCCCGAGCUGAAAGAGAAGGUCGCGGCGCCGGCUAAGCUGACCAAGUCUCCCGAGCCGAAGGAGCAUGCCGCGGCGACGGAGCUGGUCAAGUCGCUGAAGGCUCCUGCCCCUGCCCCUGUUGGUGCGGACGACGACCAGGGCCAGGUUGGGCAGAACGCGGAGAAGCAGAUGGAGGAGAAGAGCGUGUUGUACGGGUUCCUCUGGCGGGAGGUUCUUGCGCUGGAAGCAGAGCAGCCUAGCAUGUUCAAGGAGCUCUUCCUCAAGCUCACCGAUGACAAGGCCCGUGUGCUGGACACCAAGAUCAAGAAGCAGAGGGUGGCCGAGGUCAAGCUGCAGUUGCAGUGGAGCGCCAUCGAGAAGGUGGUGAACAAAGUGCUGAUCGACAUUAUCAAUCGCAAUUGAUUGCAGAGGCUUGGAAAUGCAAGCUGCAAAGAUGUGCCAUGUUGUGGUGUGGAAGAUGUCAGAAAGAUUAAUUGCACGUGGUUCUUUUGUGGUAUUCUCAUUUUGGAAAUGCAAGCUGGACAUGCCUGAACAGCUGAUGUAAAGCUCUGAUGAUCCUAGGUCUCAGUCUCAUAAGGCUAGGUCUCUGAUGAGCCCUCAACCCUGUAUAUAUCGUGCUAGUUUAUAUUUUGCUCAACUGCCUGCAAAAAGGUUUAUCUAUUGCUCAUCUCAUGUGGAACUAAUGACAUAUUUAGUGAGUUCUCUCACCUGCUAAUUUGCUGUUUGAA
This is a messenger RNA of Phragmites australis (common reed), 1320 nucleotides long. RefSeq lists its product as uncharacterized. Bases 152 to 994 code for a protein of 280 amino acids. The record is from RefSeq and is a predicted model, not a curated record. The transcript is spliced from 2 exons. NCBI's taxonomy places the organism in Eukaryota, Viridiplantae, Streptophyta, Magnoliopsida, Poales, Poaceae.